AUGUGGUACGAUGACCAUAUCUUGAUCUUCUCGUGGUUCCUCCUUCUCGCCAACAACAGUCUGAUAGUAUACGAAUUCGGAAACGGCUACGUCCUCGAGGACUCAUCCAAACAGUGGGAUGACCGCAUGCACAUACUCAUCAAUAUUUCAUCGUGUGGGACAUUGAUCGGCCAGGCCUUGACCAAGACAGCGUUUGCAGUAACACUACUACGGAUGAGCAACCGAUGGCAAAAAUGGAUACUGUGGUUCUGUAUCAUCAGCAUGAACUUUUACAUGAUCACCAAGGUGGUAUUCCAAUGGGCCAAGGUUUGCGGCAAGGCUACAUACGACAACUGGUACAGGUUGGACUUUUGCUUGGACUCUAAGUUUCGAGCCGACUUUAAGGAGGGUGGCAACAUCUACAAUAUCAUUAUGGAUUUCGUGUUUGCCUGCUUCCCUUGGCUCAUCGUUCGAACAUUGGAGAUGAAGAAGGCCGAGAAGGUCGGCCUUUGCCUUACGAUGAGCCUGGGAAUGAUCGUUGCCAUUGUCUCAGCUAUCCGAGUUAGUUGGAAAGAUCAAGGAAACGGCCGCGACGCCUACUACAUCUGGCGCAACGGCAUGUCGCAAAUUUGGUACUCAUCAGAAAUCGCCGGAACAAUCAUGGUGCAAUGUAUCCCCAUUCUUCGUCCUAUCAUUCGAAACAUCCACAAUUCCUUCACAUCACGCAAACUCGAAUCAUCCGCCGGUGAGCGAAAAGGCUCCGGCUGGACCUGGACACGCAGUAGCAAGCACAUCUCUACAGGACCUCUCCCCGUCCUUGUCCACAACAACAAUAACGAAAACAUGGAGCUCCGUAACAUCCCCGAGGAGAAUGAACCACAGGAAUUCGACUUUUGGGAUAAGAACCGCGUACCAACACCUGAUAUCGAACAGGCCAGACCGGUGGAUCACAAGUUCACCAGGGAUGAUAGUUGGCCGCUAGGACCAGCAAGUGAGUCGAAUAAAAGCACAAAGAGCUUUGAUAUGGUGCACCCCGGAGUCGGGUUGGCUGUUGAGCAGGAGGGUUACGAGCAGGGACUCUCACCACCACCGCCUCGAAGGAAUUAA
Fusarium graminearum PH-1 is the source of this 1086-nucleotide messenger RNA. RefSeq lists its product as uncharacterized. The transcript has 5 exons. Bases 1 to 1086 code for a protein of 361 amino acids. Lineage: Eukaryota; Fungi; Ascomycota; Sordariomycetes; Hypocreales; Nectriaceae. The record is from RefSeq and is a predicted model, not a curated record.